Anopheles darlingi is the source of this 2344-nucleotide messenger RNA. It is a transcript of the gene Uck, whose product is annotated as uridine-cytidine kinase. Gene Ontology annotation, cellular component: cytosol; cytoplasm. NCBI's taxonomy places the organism in Eukaryota, Metazoa, Arthropoda, Insecta, Diptera, Culicidae. The transcript is spliced from 7 exons. Bases 111 to 923 code for a protein of 270 amino acids. The record is from RefSeq and is a predicted model, not a curated record. Gene Ontology annotation, molecular function: ATP binding; kinase activity.
AUUGUGAAAAAGUGUGGCAAACCAGAAAUCUGUGUGCAGUGUGAAACGUAAAUUUUUACGAACGUUUGACUAGGUGCACGCAGCAUUACCCCGGUUUUCUUCCCGGUACAAUGAGCGCUAGCGAGUUGUACAAUGGCGUGGCCAAUGGGUCACGUUCUAAUGGUUGUGCUGAUUCCGUGAAAACUCCGUUCCUAAUCGGUGUUGCUGGCGGUACUGCUAGCGGGAAGUCGACGGUAUGCAAACGCAUCAUGGAACAGCUGGGUCAAGCCGAUAUGGACCACACACAGCGUCAAGUGGUGACCAUCAGCCAAGAUAGCUUCUACCGCGAGCUAACGGAUGCCGAGAAGGCACGAGCAGAGCGGGGCCUGUUCAACUUCGACCAUCCAAGCGCUUUUAAUGAGGAUCUUAUGUUGCAAACGCUGCAGGACAUUCUGCAGGGUAAGAAGGUGGAAAUAAGUGAGUACGAUUACCGGAAUAAUGCCGUCUGUCCGGAGAAGCGAAUCACGAUCUACCCCGCCGAUGUGGUGCUGUUCGAGGGAAUACUGGUCUUUUACUUUCCCGCCAUACGUGACCUGUUUCAUAUGAAAUUGUUUGUCGAUACCGACUCCGACACUAGGCUGGCCCGGAGAGUUCCUCGUGAUAUCAAUGAGCGUGGCCGAGAUCUUGAACAGGUGCUGAACGCCUACAUGACUUUUGUAAAGCCGGCUUUUGAAGAAUUUUGCUCCCCGACAAAAAAGUUCGCCGAUGUUGUCAUACCACGUGGAGCAGACAAUACAGUGGCUAUCGAUCUGAUCGUGCAGCAUAUUCGCGAGUUUUUAAACAAUCGCAGCCGCAGCGAGCACAGCAGUGCUCAAUUGGCGACGUGUGGUACGAGUGCUUUGAAUCUAUCCAGUGGUCGAGUUCGUUACUUCGUGUUUCACUAGAACCUAAGUGUUCGUUUAGUGAAUGUAUGAUUCCCUACUACCGCCCAAAACAAUAGCAUAUAUACGGAUGUUCUAACAAGUAAAGACAAUGCCAAUUCAGCAAUGUUUUCUUUAUUAACAACCAAGAAUCACAAAGGAAGAAGGCAGAGGUAAACAUGUCCCAAAGUUGUUCCCAUCGAGCAAUAUAAGAGAGUGGAUGGCUUUUGCAGUGUCUUGAGACGUAUUUAGUUUGUGCACCGCGACAGAGAAGACCAAAACAAUUCAACCAAAAAAUAAAUAUAAUUUAAAUUAUUAACUCACGGCGAAAACCUUCGAUGUGACACACAGUGAUGCACGCAAAAAAUGUUCUUUUCUGUUGUGUUUCGGUAUAGACCUGAUUGUUUUCUGGCCAUGGUAUGUGUACGUGUUUCUUGUUGUUAGUAUUUGCGAGUUAUCCAAAAGCAACUAACAAACCAAAUCGGCAAUAACAUACCAAUUAGCUCCUAGAUAAUAGUGCCAUUUUGUCCUAGGUUAUUUCCGUCGUGUAUUGCCUUUUAGACAAAUUAUUCGCAGCGUUUUGCUGUACACACCAACAACAGUUUCAUGAUCGUUCGCUCUGUUUCAAGCUAAUGUGCAAUUUUAUUGGUGGAACCUAAAGCUAAAAAGUAAAACAUCAGCCCUUAAAAUUGGAGCAUCCGCUAGUCAUCCUAUUAAAAAAUAAAAGAGAAUUUUUUGUAAACUGUUACUUUUCACAUUUGCACAAAGGCCCUAAUAAUGUCCCUUGUUUUAUUAUCAAUGCUUCAUAUCCUUCGCAGCUGAAGAAAGUUUGCAAACAAUAUCCUCCUCCGUUAUCAAUAGACAGCUCUAUUCAGUGAUGUACGAUUAUAGCUCAAUAGUCCACAAACAACUAGAUUGCGAUAUGUAGAGCAAUGUGGGAGCAUAAGAUUACCGUGAUCAACCUUUGGCGGACAGCGCGCUGCAUACAAGUUAAGGGAAGGGUACGGUGUAUGAAGUGACCAAACUGAAAGAGUAUCCUAAUCUGAUGGGUAAUUGGCCGUACAAUAAACGUUGAAGAGCAAUAUUGUGUACAUCUAUUGUCAGAUAGGAUAUAAUCUAGUAAAUGCUAUAUAGUUACUCAAAUCAGAUGCUUCAGGGCGAGUUCACAUUAGGUAUGAAAAAUAUAUGGAGGAGACGAAUGUACAACGUGCAGCGAGGCACUCACUAAGAUAAGAAAGAAAGACUUUUUUUCUAACGCAAAAUUACCCAAAUUGAAGAUCCGAUGGAAAUAUCCAUUUGUUUGGUAAACCUUAACAAAAGCAAAGCUACACUAAGAAUCACAAAACUCCGUACGUACAAUAAUUGUAAAACACCAUCACCACCAGAAGCUAGAAUGUUUUAUGUUUGUUUUAUUGUUCCGGAAUAAAUCAAUUUUACUCAAAUCA